UCCACGGAGCAGCCUUCCCAAUAAUCUCUACCCACAUUUCCACGACGGAGCCACUCCGUAACUCGGUGCCCUCCCUGCUUUUUUUUCUCCUUCCCUCCACUCGUCCAAACAAGCAGAAGCAGGAUUCGCUCCCGCUCGUCGUGUGGCGAAGAGCAGAUAUCGUCGUUGCAUUUCCCUGGGACGUUUUAAGCGUGUCUUCUUGACGCCGGAGAGCUCCGUGAAGGAGUUAUUUCCCGCCCGUGGAAGAUGGGUUCCGUCCCAGUGAUAUCAGCUCUGCUUUUGGCCGUCGUGGUGCCAUCGUUGGCCGGAUACAUCGAGGCGCUGGCAGCCAACGCGGGCACCGGGUUUGCCGUGGCCGAGCCACAGGUGGCCAUGUUCUGCGGCAAGCUCAACAUGCACGUCAACAUCCAAACGGGCCGCUGGGAGCCGGAUCCGUCCGGGACCAAGAGCUGCGUGGGCACCAAGGAGGGCGUGUUGCAUUACUGCCAGGAGAUGUACCCAGAGCUCCAGAUCACCAACGUGGUGGAGGCCAACCAGCCGCUGCGCAUCGAGAACUGGUGCCAGAAGGAGAAGAAGGUGUGCAAGGGGCACGCCCACACCGUGGUGCCUUACAAAUGCCUCGUGGGCGAGUUUGUGAGCGACGUGCUGUUGGUUCCAGAGAAGUGCAAGUUCUUCCAUAAGGAGCGUAUGGACCUGUGCGCCAGCCACCAGCAGUGGCACGGCGUGGCCAAGGAGGCGUGCUCCACCAGCAAGACGGUGCUGCACAGCUACGGCAUGCUGCUCCCGUGCGGCACCGACAAGUUCCACGGCACCGAGUUCGUUUGCUGCCCGGCCUCCCGUGCCGAGGAGUCGGCCGACUCCACCCAAGAGGAGGAGGAAGAAGACAUGGAGGAUGAGGAGAUCGACGAGGCCGAGUUGGAUGAAGAGGACGACACCCUCCGCGAGGACAGCGAGGCCCUGUCCAACGAGCAACCCACGCAGAAAGAGGAACCCCUGGAUGAGGAGGAUGAGGACGAGGAAGAAGAGGAGGAUUACCACUAUGUGUACGAGGAUGAGGAGGCUGAUAAGGAGGAAGACGAUAAGCGAGACAGCAGCAGAAUGUCGGACAGCCGCGAGGACCAAGACAAGACUCUGCAAGAAGUCAAAGCCGUGUGCACCCUGGAGGCGGACACGGGCCCCUGCAGGGCCUCCAUGCCCCGCUGGCACUUUGACCUGAGCCAGAGGAAAUGUGUGCGCUUCAUCUACGGAGGCUGCGCCGGAAAUCGCAACAACUUUGACUCGGAGGAAUACUGCAUGGCCGUCUGCAAGCGACUCGCCACACCCCCGACGCCUCAGCCCGCCGACGACGUGGACAUCUACUUUGAGACGCCGGCAGACGACAAGGAGCACAGUCGCUUCCAGAAGGCCAAGGAGCAGCUGGAGAUCAGGCACCGCAACCGCAUGGAGAGGGUGAGGAAGGAGUGGGAGGAGGCCGACCACCAGGCCAAGAAUCUGCCCAAGGCCGAGAGACAAACUUUGGUCCAGCACUUCCAGGCUAUGGUGGAGUCACUGGAGGAGGAAGCCGCCAGCGAGAAGCAGCAGCUGGUGGAGACCCACCUGGCCCGAGUGGAGGCCAUGCUGAACGACCGGCGCCGUCUGGCCCUGGAGAACUACCUGGCGGCCCUGCAGGCGGACCCACCCAGGCCGCACCGCAUCCUGCAGGCCCUGCGCCGCUACGUGCGUGCCGAGAACAAGGACCGCCAGCACACCAUCCGCCACUACCAGCACGUCCUGGCCGUCGACCCCGAGAAGGCAGCUCAGAUGAAGUCGCAGGUGAUGACUCACCUCCAUGUGAUCGAGGAGAGGAUGAACCAGAGUCUGUCCCUACUCUACAAGGUCCCCUACGUGGCCGAGGAGAUCCAGGAUGAAAUCGAUGAGCUGCUCCAGGAGCAGAAAGCCGACAUGGACCAGUUCCUGUCGUCCAUCUCCGAGUCACAACCUGAUGUCACCGUGUCGUCGGAGGAGAGCGCCGAGGUGCCCGUCGCGUCCGAGGGGAAACCCUACCGGCCCAUCCAGGUCACUUCUUUAGGUUCCCGCCCGGAACCAGAAGGCGACCUGUCCGACCCGCCGCGAGCGUUCAAGAAAGGCUCUGCCGUGUCCGGCCUGGACGGGCUGAUCGGUGCUGAGGAGAGACUGAUCAACAGCAAGACCAAGAUGGGACCCAACGUGGUGAUUGAUGAGUCUCUGGAUGUUAAAGAAGUUGUUUACAGUGCAGAGAGAAUCCGCGUUAUGCAUGAUGAUGAGCUGGAGACCUACAGGCCCCUGGGCGAGGACUUCAGCUUCAGCAGCAGCGUUCUGAUCGGGCUGCUGGUGAUCGCGGUCGCCAUAGCGACGGUGAUCGUAAUCAGCCUGGUGCUGCUGCGGAAGAGGCAAUACGGCACCAUCAGCCACGGCAUCGUGGAGGUGGACCCGAUGUUGACGCCGGAGGAACGCCACCUGAACAAGAUGCAGAACCAUGGCUACGAGAACCCCACCUACAAAUAUCUGGAGCAGAUGCAGAUCUGAGCCUACAGGGGGCGCCGUGGCAGCGCAUACUACUGACCAAGAAUUCCAUGAUGAGAUAAUGACCAUAACAAUGCUGUUGUUCCACUCAUUUGCAAAUAUCCAAAACAACACUUCUUCUUUUUUGCAUUGUUGAUUACAAGGAGUUCUUUCUCUUGCCGUUUCCACUAGGUUGGAUCCAUUUUUUUUUUUUUUAGACGUGAUUCAAAAGCAGUUUUUUAUGCAAACACCGCUGUUUUCUCUGUAUUUUUCUCCUUGAUAGCUUAAUUGUAAAUGAAGGUUAUUUGUACUGAUUCAAAUGUAUCAUGAAACAACGGAUGCGAGUGGGGGGGGGGAGACAUUUAUUUACAGAUAUAAAUAUUAUAAGAUGGCAAUAUAUAUCUUGCCAUUGGCUGACAGGCCCACAGACAAACACCAUAAAAAAUGGAUGGAUUAUAUAAUAGAAAGGUAUAUUUGCAGCUCUGGGAAAAGGAAAUAAACCACUGAAAAAUUGCUCUUAAGAAUUCAAUAAUUCAAUUAAAAAUCAAGUAAAUACAUUCUUAAAAAUUUAAUGCAAAUAUAUCGUACUUUGAGGGGGAAAAAAAUAAAGACUACUGAACCAUACUCGUGCAGUUAUUCUUUCGCUUACCACUAGAGGAAGCCUUUGUAUCUUUUUUUUUUUGUGGCGGUAGUCUCAACUUUUUCCAGAGCUGUAUUUGCAAGCUACUAAUGUUGGGGAAGCUCUUAAACAUUUUCAACAUUAAUCAUUUCAAUUUUUUAAUGCAGUGAGGAGAAAAACGUUUUAGCAGGGUUUCCUGCCGUUCUUUCCGAGAUUGAAUGUAAAAUGAAAUGUUCCCAUUUAGAUUGUGAUAGGGAUUGAUUUUAAGCUCAUCAGAAGCAAAAUUCGGUUGCUUUCAAUCAUUUCGUUUUUUGCAUGGGGAUUUGGAUUUUUUUUUUUUUUCGGGCUUUUUGCAAACUUUUCCUACUCGAGCCUCCCAUUUUACAAACGUGGUUCCUCCCCAUUAAAACACAGCAUGAACAAAUGAUGUACAUAAACAGAGAUCUACGACGACUCGAUAAUCAAAGCUUAAACAUUUGUCACCAAAGCUUCAAAAACCCUGAAAACUAAACUAGGCUUCCUUUUCCCCCUCUGCUCUCUUUGUAUAGUUGCUGUUGCAAUCAUGUUUUUUUCUUUCCAGAGGACUUUUUUCUGUGCUGGUGUGCAUUGUUCUGAUACAUAAAAUGAUGUUCUACAUAGAAAUAUAUAUAUCUAUUUUACAUUUCUUUUUCUAUUUGUUUGUUCUUCUUCUUGUGACAGUACCGUAGCUCUGUACGUCUCACUAUGCACCCCUGAGAAAAAAAAAAAAACAGCUUCGGUCUUGUAACUAUACGACUGCCUGUUUGAUUGUGUGGCGAGACAACACAGACACACAUGGCUAAAAUAUGCUGUAUUUCAUUUGUAAUAUUAUUAUUAGUCAUCAGAGAGUGGCGUUAACAAGCAGUUUUGUGGUAAAGGGGACAACAUGUUGUCAAUAAAGUCACAACUUCCA
This is a messenger RNA of Syngnathus typhle (broad-nosed pipefish), 4070 nucleotides long. RefSeq names its product amyloid beta (A4) precursor-like protein 2 (gene aplp2). Gene Ontology annotation, biological process: axonogenesis; central nervous system development. Lineage: Eukaryota; Metazoa; Chordata; Actinopteri; Syngnathiformes; Syngnathidae. Gene Ontology annotation, cellular component: membrane. The transcript is spliced from 17 exons. The coding region runs from base 247 to 2544 and encodes 765 amino acids. Gene Ontology annotation, molecular function: heparin binding; serine-type endopeptidase inhibitor activity; transition metal ion binding. The record is from RefSeq and is a predicted model, not a curated record.